Messenger RNA from Strongylocentrotus purpuratus (purple sea urchin), 2100 nucleotides. RefSeq names its product cell division cycle protein 16 homolog (gene cdc16). The transcript is spliced from 16 exons. Lineage: Eukaryota; Metazoa; Echinodermata; Echinoidea; Camarodonta; Strongylocentrotidae. Gene Ontology annotation, biological process: cell division. Bases 99 to 1841 code for a protein of 580 amino acids. The record is from RefSeq and is a predicted model, not a curated record. Gene Ontology annotation, molecular function: protein binding.
UAUAUCUAGUUAUUUCAUUUUUUUAAGGCGAAAUUUGUAUGCGCGGGUCUAUUUGAGUCAUUUCUGUCUACACUUUCAGUGAUAAACCGUCCUUUAGAAUGAGUUUAGAAAGAUUUCGAAGUCUAGUCCGCUGUUAUAUUGAUAAGCAUCAAUAUGAUAGUGCAGUCUUCUGGGCUGACAAGGUCGUUACAAUGUCAAAAGGUGAUGUCCAUGAUGUUUACAUGCUAGCUCAGAGUCUGUAUCACACGAAGCAAUAUCACAGAGCAGCUCAUCUCAUCAGGAAUAGGAGAUUGGAUAAGACACACAAGGCUGGAAGAUACUUGGCUGCCAAAUGCUUAGAAGCUGUUCAGAAGUGGGAGGAGGCCCUCAAUGUUCUUGAGGGAUGUGAUGAGAGUGACAUCACGAUCUUUCAGCCAAGAAUUGAAGAGAUGAAAUUAGAAGACCAGAAAGACGAGCUAGACAGGAUCCCACUACAAAAUGUUGAGAGUUCGAUGUCCCUUUUGAAAGGUCAGAUCUACGAGGCCCUUGAGAAUCGUAUCCAGGCAGCAGAGUGCUACAGACAGGCUAUCUUUGAAGAUGUUCAUUGCUAUGAGGCAUUUGAGCUACUCGUCAAACACCAGAUGCUGACUGCGGAUGAAGAGAAGGACCUUCUUCAGUCAUUACCGAUCAGUGAACAGUGCCCUCUAGAGGACUUGGAGUUUGUCAGAAGUCUCUACCAAAGUAUUCUCAAGAAAUAUGACAAGCCAGUAUCAACGAAGCUAGCAGACUGCCUGAUAAGCCUCGGUAAUAAUCUAGACAUUCAGACCAAUACAGCAGAGAGACACUACUAUAACUGCGACUUCAGGACAAGCUAUAAAAUCACUCGCAGUGUACUUGAAUCAGAUCCAUUCCACGAGACGUGUUUACCAGUCCAUAUAGCAACAUUAGUGGAGCUAAAGAAAUCUAAUGAACUAUUCUACCUAGCCCAUAGAUUGGUUGAUCUUCAUCCUGAUAAAGCAGUGUCAUGGUUUGCUGUGGGAUGUUACUAUUACCUUGUAGGAAAGAAUGAACCAGCGAGAAGGUUUCUAAGCAAAGCUACAGCGAUAGAUCGUCUCUACGGACCAGCCUGGUUAGCCUUUGGACAUUCCUUUGCAGCUGAAGGAGAACAUGACCAGGCCAUGGCUGCUUACUUCACAGCAUCAAGACUCAUGAAAGGAUGUCACCUACCCCUGCUGUACGUGGGCUUAGAGUAUGGCCUCACCAAGAACUUCAAGCUAGCUGAUAAGUUCUUCAGUCAGGCUCUAGGCAUUGCAAGCAGUGAUCCAUUUGUUCUUCAUGAGAUGGGUGUGGUGGCCUUUCAUAAUGGAGACUGGGAGACUGCUGCCACACAUUUCAAUGAAGCACUGGGUAUCGUACAGAACAUCAACAGCCAGACACUAGCAGAUAAAUGGGAACCAUUACUCAACAAUCUAGGUCACGUCUACAGAAAACUCAAGAAAUACGAGGAGUCUUUGGAGUACCAUCGACAAGCCUUGAUCUUAAGUCCCCAGAAUCCCUCUACGUUCUCAGCCAUUGGUUAUGUGUAUGCUCUCAUGAGCCAGUUCUCUAAAGCCAUCGACUACUUCCACAAGGCACUUGGAGUUGGUCGUGACGAUACAUUCUCAGUGACCAUGUUAACACACAGCAUAGAGCAGUACAUAGGAGAGAUGUCACCGUGUACAGGCGGGAGUGAAACCGUUCCUGACCUGGAAGUGGUAGUCAAAGAGGAGGUCGUUGCUACGACGGAGAAGUCAAACUCAAGUCUGGACAUGGAAGUAGAGAUGGAUGAAGAAGACUCGUCAUUGUCAAAACUCUUAAUGUAGGACGCUAGUAGUGGUGGUUAGUUUACCUGACUGCUAAGUAACCAGCCAGAGGACCGACUGCUUUAGGUCCUCUCCGAGAGACCUGGUAAUGAGGAUUAAUGCCUUACCAAAGGGCACUAGCGCAUCAUCGCCUUGGUUUUGAACCCGGGUCCCUGGAUUACGAGACCACUGCUCUACCAACUGAGCUAUUAGAUGGUAUGAACAGUCUAGCCCGAACCAAAAACACUCAUCUGUUAAGUAUAUUAAUAAUAGUGGGUUC